Lottia gigantea (owl limpet) is the source of this 1977-nucleotide messenger RNA. RefSeq lists its product as hypothetical. Gene Ontology annotation, molecular function: oxidoreductase activity. Lineage: Eukaryota; Metazoa; Mollusca; Gastropoda; Lottiidae. The transcript is spliced from 3 exons. The coding region runs from base 76 to 1281 and encodes 401 amino acids. The record is from RefSeq and is a predicted model, not a curated record.
AGACCGGUUAGGAUAGCUGUCUGUGUAGUUUGUCUAGUUGUAGAUUUUGAAUCAAUUGUCAGAGAGAUCACCACAAUGCCAGAAAAACUUACAGCUGUAGUAUGUGGCGGUGGAAAUGCUGCCCAUGUUAUGUCCGGUCUCGCAGCAUCUCGCGAGAAUGUUGAUAUACGAGUCUUGGAUACCUUCUCAGAUGAAGCAGAAAGAUGGGCAAAGAUUUUAGAAAAUGAUGAAAUGGUGUUGACUGUUAAUCACCCAGAUGGAACCCAUGGGGAGGUGAAAUCCAAGCCACAUCUUAUCACAAAUGAUGCCAAAAAAGCUUGUGAUGGAGCAUCAAUCAUUAUCUUUGCUGUCCCAGCUUUCGCUCACGAAGGUUACUUUGAAGCAAUCGCACCUUACGUUAAACCAAACACAACCAUAGUGGGUUGCCCUGGACAGCCUGGAUUCGAAUUUCAAUGUUUCCACAUUUUAAAAGAUAUAGCCCCGAAGUGCUGCGUUAUUGCUAUGGAAGGUCUGCCAUGGGCGGCUAGAAUCAGUCAGUUCGGUAAAGCUGUAACUGUCCUCAGUACUAAAGAAUUUCUUGAUGGCGUCAUUAUCCCUGGUUCAAGCAACAUUAAAGAACCUUUCGCUUCAUUUCAAUACCUUCUCGGACCAAAACCAGUAUUAAAAAAUUAUAAAAAUUUCUUGGAGCCAACAUUGAGUACCAAGUCUAUCAUGCAUCCACCAAUAAUGUAUGGGAUAUGGAAUUAUUGGGACGGUAAACCAAUGGAUCAGAAACCAUUAUUCUAUAAUGGUCUUACUGAAGAGGCAGCUGAUCUGAUGUCUGGUAUUUCUGAUGAAUUGAUUGCUACAGCCAAAGCCAUUAAAGCCAAGAAACCUGAUGUAGAUAUCAGUGAGGUUACCCAUAUUUUUGAUUGGUUUAAACUUAUUUAUAAAGAUGAAAUCGCUGACAAAAGCUCUCUUCUAACGUCGUUGAGAACCAAUUCCGCGUAUAAUGGUUUAGUCCAUCCUAUGAAAGAAACGGAAGAUGGCAAGUUCGUUCCUGACUUUAAAUUCCGAUAUUUGUCCGAAGAUGUCCCUUUCGGACUAGUGGUUCUCAAAGGUAUUAGUGAAAUAGCAGGAGUGGAUACACCAAUGAUGGAUAAAGUCUUAGCAUGGUCACAAAAAGUCCUGGGCAAGGAGUAUCUGGUUGGCAAUAAAUUGAGUGGAAAAGACGUAGCAACUUCCAGAGCUCCACAACGCUAUGGAUACAAGACUUUAAAUGACUUUGACGUUCUUUUGUAAAUAAGAUGUUGCUAAUCAAUUAUUCUUCUAACUCGAUUGCGGACACGAACAUAACAGUCCGUCAAUAACUCCAAAAUAUCCAUGUAAGUCGUACGAUUCAAAGAAAGUUGCCUUCCAUGUAGCCUUGGCUUACUACCAGUCAAAAAUUACUCACAAAGUUAUUUCCCUUAUUUCAGUUAACAUUAUGAAAACAAUUUAAAGUUUAAUUUUUGCUCAAUCCAACAUUUUUUGUAUAGUUUUUACUGUUAUUUGUACUUUUGUUAUUUUUCCAGAAUGUUUAUAUAACUCUUUUCAUGGGAAAGCAAUAAUUUCGAUCAGCAUUGAUAGAUAAGAUUCAGUUGUGAAUGGAUUCAGUAGGACUAAAUGCUGAAAUAACUUCAUGCAAUGUAAAUGAUGACAUGCCAAACUCUCACACAUUGCAAAUAUAACUUCACAUUCUACAAGAGCGUCAUUAAUAGUUCUGAAUUUAUUAGCAUCGCUAAACACAAAAGGUGAAAAGUACUGUGAGGGUUUUUGAAAGUUUUCGUUUAGAGUUAUUUCCCUUGAACUUUGAAAUCUUGUUCGACAUGUGCUAUAACUUGCAACAACAAUGUUACAAACAAGUAUUAUUUUGUUCUGAUAUUAAUAAAUUGUUCUUUGUUUUGAUUUGAUUGAAAAGUUUAAAAGUUAAAAAAAAAAAACAUGACAAUUAAAUGC